UGUUGGCAUCACUACACAUUUGACAUCUGUCAUCGAAAAUUUUCAACUCGAUUUGACACUUGCAUUUCUGGAAAACGGCAAAAGGAGCACAGGUUUUUCCAUAUUUCUUACAAUUUCAAUAGAAUUUAUCCAGUUGGUUUAAUAAAUUCAAUAAAAAGAAAAUCAUGUCUUUCGUUAAGAAUGCCCGAUUCCUAGCCACCCGUGGUGCCCGCAUGGUCCAGUCCCGCGGCUAUGCCGAUGAAAUGAAACUCACAUUCGCCGCUGCCAACAAAACUUACUACGACAGUGUUGAGGUUCGUCAAAUCGAUGUUCCAUCAUUCUCCGGCAGUUUUGGUAUUCUCGCUAAGCAUGUGCCAACUUUGGCCGUCUUGAAGCCAGGUGUUGUCCAAGUCGUUGAAAACGAUGGCAAGACAUCCAAAUUCUUUGUCUCCAGCGGCUCCAUUACUGUGAAUGAAGAUUCUUCAGUUCAAGUUUUGGCCGAAGAAGCACACAAAUUGGAAGAUCUUGAUGCUAGCGAAUGCCGGCAAUUAUUGUCAAAAUACCAACAACAACUAAGCUCUGCCAGUUCAGAUUUGGAAAAAGCUGAAGCUGCUAUUGCUCUUGAAUGCGCCGAAGCACUCGUCAAAUCUGCCGAAUAAAUUAAAUCUUUAUAAAUAAUUUUCACUGGGUGUUCUAUUCAGAAAUAAUAAUAAUAACAUUAAAAAUUGAAAAAGAAAUAAACUGUGCUUAAAAUGCAGUCCGAAUUAAAAUGAAA
Messenger RNA from Episyrphus balteatus (marmalade hoverfly), 754 nucleotides. RefSeq names its product ATP synthase subunit delta, mitochondrial (gene ATPsyndelta). The coding region runs from base 165 to 638 and encodes 157 amino acids. Gene Ontology annotation, molecular function: proton-transporting ATP synthase activity, rotational mechanism. Lineage: Eukaryota; Metazoa; Arthropoda; Insecta; Diptera; Syrphidae. The transcript has 4 exons. The record is from RefSeq and is a predicted model, not a curated record. Gene Ontology annotation, biological process: proton motive force-driven ATP synthesis.